AUGACCAAGAUGACCAAGGUCUCCAGGUUGUAUUGGGAGGCUACGUGCCGGCCCCCGACCAAAAUACCGCCCUCGCAAAUUUCCGACACGCCCAGAUCGACCGUCCAAACCCUAUCUUUGACGGGAGACGAUCUCGAGCGUGUCAAGAAGCUGCUGGAUCCCGCUCCAGCGCCGCUCCCCGAACCGAUCCCGAACAAGGAAUACACGGCCCGCUUGGUGCAUCCGUUGAGUUGGAAGCUCACGUACAGCAAGGAAGCAGAAGCACAAAUCCAAGGCCAAGAGAAACCCGCUCCCGAAUCCCUCCCGCAUCCGCUUGCACUUCACCAAGCCGACGUCCCUCGCAACACGAUAGGCACCCCGCGCCUUGAUCCCAUCUUCGCGAGGCAACCUGCAAGACGUCCUCAAGGAACCCCAAUCAAGAAUCGAGUCCGCUCAAAGCUUUCGAGCGCUGUCAAAGACGACGAGGCGCUUAACCCCCACGGCAAAUCGGACGUCAUAUGGCGAGAGACUAGAAUUCAGCUUGACGUUGUCGAUAGAGCCCACGACAAGCUCAAGAAGUCGUAUGUGGACUUUGAACACGCCAUCAAGUCUGCGGAGGAUAAGAAGAAGUGA
Molecule: messenger RNA, 612 nt
Organism: Fusarium graminearum PH-1
Lineage: Eukaryota; Fungi; Ascomycota; Sordariomycetes; Hypocreales; Nectriaceae
Exons: 2
Coding region: 1-612 (203 amino acids)
Source: RefSeq, a predicted model, not a curated record